UCAUCGCACAUCAAUAACUCAAGAAAAAGAAACUACAAUAUAUGAUAACUUUGAUCUUGAUAAUUAUAAUAUUCAAAAUGAUGAUGAUGAAUUUGAAGAAGAAUAUGAAGAUUUAUUAAUAGAAGACCAACCAUUAUUAUGUAUAGAAGAGAAUCUCAAUGAAAAACUAGCACUGAACAUUGAAAUUGGAGAAUACUUUAUACAAAUCAAUAAUAAAAAAUAUAAACAA
Molecule: messenger RNA, 229 nt
Organism: Ambispora gerdemannii
Lineage: Eukaryota; Fungi; Glomeromycota; Glomeromycetes; Archaeosporales; Ambisporaceae
Source: the annotation of a GenBank genome assembly